UAUGCUUAGCAAGGAUUCAUAAAAUAAAGUAAAUAAAAUGAUAUAAAGGUUAUGUUGUGCAGUCAGCUGUUAUAAAUUGAGGUAUUUUAUAACGGCUUAGAUCUCCGCUCAGCCAAUCAGAAUCAAGGACCAGAACUGACUGUUUUAUAAUAAGAGAUAAAUAUUAAACUGUUUGAAUAUAUUGUGAUGUAUUAAUAUGAAUGAUGUCAUCUGCUGUUUCAGGUGUGAGUGAAGCAGAAGUGACUCAUGUGUUCAUCAGUUCUGGUGAAAGUGUGUCUCUGUCCUGUAAUGAUGCUCUUCAUCAAUGCUCCUCAACUACAUGGAUCUAUAAUAAUUAUACAACAUCAUCUGAAGAAGUGUUUACUGGAGGAAUAAAUAAGAAUAACACAGAGAGAUCUGAGAGACUGAGUCUGACAUCUGACUGCUCUCUCAACAUCUAUAAAACAACACAACAUGAUCAUGGACGUUACACCUGCAGACAAUAUGUGAAUGGACGUCUACAUGGACCUGAUUCACGUGUUUAUCUACAUGUUCUUCAUGUGUCUUCAUCAUCAUCUUCAUCACAGACUGAGAUAAGAGCAAACACAUCUGUCACUCUCUCCUGUCGGCUGUUUACAUAUGACUGUGAUCAUGAGUUCAGUGAUGAUGGAUUUCAGCUGGUGUGGAUGAAUCAGACUGAUGUUGAUCUACAGACAGACUCCAGAUAUCAGAUUAGAUCAGAUAAACUCUGUCUCAUCUCUCUGACUACAACACUCGUGAAUGAAGACGACAACACAGAGUUGAGAUGUGUGCUCAAACACAAGAAUGACAUCAAGACCUCAGUCACAUAUACUGUCAGA
Triplophysa dalaica is the source of this 839-nucleotide messenger RNA. RefSeq lists its product as uncharacterized. The record is from RefSeq and is a predicted model, not a curated record. Gene Ontology annotation, molecular function: protein tyrosine kinase binding; MHC class II protein binding. Gene Ontology annotation, cellular component: external side of plasma membrane; membrane raft. The annotation marks the transcript as partial. Lineage: Eukaryota; Metazoa; Chordata; Actinopteri; Cypriniformes; Nemacheilidae. Gene Ontology annotation, biological process: T cell activation; positive regulation of ERK1 and ERK2 cascade; interleukin-15-mediated signaling pathway. The transcript is spliced from 2 exons.